Messenger RNA from Phycodurus eques (leafy seadragon), 1949 nucleotides. RefSeq names its product OXA1L mitochondrial inner membrane protein (gene oxa1l). Gene Ontology annotation, cellular component: mitochondrial inner membrane. Gene Ontology annotation, molecular function: membrane insertase activity. The record is from RefSeq and is a predicted model, not a curated record. The transcript has 11 exons. Lineage: Eukaryota; Metazoa; Chordata; Actinopteri; Syngnathiformes; Syngnathidae. Gene Ontology annotation, biological process: mitochondrial respiratory chain complex IV assembly; protein insertion into mitochondrial inner membrane from matrix. Bases 474 to 1865 code for a protein of 463 amino acids.
CCCAUCGUGUGAUUCUAAAACAUUUUUUAUUAUUUUUUGAAGCACAGCUGUUGGCGGGAAAGAGAUGGAUUAGUCAGAAGUUAUUGUAUGAUUAUUUACUGGUACAGAAACACAAAGUAAUAUGUUUAGCUAGCUUUUUACAAACGGGAGACAAGUUGCCAGGCACAGCCGGCGCCCAUUGCUGGGUAAAAUGUGUCCUUUAUGUACGUCAUUUUCGGAGCACUUCGCCAGUCGCCCAAUAGUGAAAAGUACAGCAACAUGUUAGAGGAGCUGAUAGGCUAAAUUUUCCAUUAUUUGUCGUUUUUUCUUGAUCCUAUGUGCUGUGUACCCCUGUCCACUUGUGUUUUAUAUCGUACUACCAUAAUUAAUGUGAAACAUUCUGUUAAUUGUGCAACUUCAGUCCAAUAAGUUUUCAUACAGUUUCUUGAAACUGUUUACCGUUUCCGUCGGUAAAUACGUCAUUUCCUGGCAAGAUGGCGGCCCUGAGGAACGGUUUGACUCCAGCUUGUCUUGCGGGACGCUUCCUCAUCAGGCAAAGUGCAAAACCCAACGGGGGCGGGCAGCCUUGUUGCGACUUUUGGAAGCACCGCUGGCUCCAGAGGUCUCUUGUUCACACGGCGUUUGACUUGAACAGUUCAGCCGCCGGUGCCACAUCUCUGCUGCGCAGGCGGCGCCACGAGAAGUUACUCUGGGUGGCGGUGAGACACAACAGCUCCCCGAUGCCAAGCGAGGGCGGCCCUCCGGUGGUGGCCGACAUCGCCCCCGUCCUUCUGCCAGCGAUCCCUGAACAGAUCCCGCUCCGGCCCGUUUCCGUGGUGAUGGGAGAUGAUCCCGCCCCCCUCUUGACACAGGCGGCGGACGCGGCGGAGGUCCUGCGGGCUGCCGAUCCGGAAGUCCGUCUAGCGGAGCUGGGCUUGGCCGGCCACACUCCCGUGGGUGUCAUCCAGAACUUGUUGGAGUUCAUGCACAUGGACGUGGGUCUGCCCUGGUGGGCAGCCAUCGUAGUCGGAACAGUGGUGGCUCGCCUGGCCGUCUUUCCCGUCAUCGUGAAGGGCCAGCGGGAGGCGGCCAAACUCAACAACGUCAUGCCCGAGAUGAGCCGACUCACCAGCAGGAUGACGGAGGCCAAACAGAGCGGGAACAAAUUUGAAUUCGCCAAAGCCUACACCGACCUGACCCUGUUCCAGAAGAAGCACGACGUCAACCCCCUUCGCGGGUUCCUGGUUCCUCUGGUGCAGGCGCCUGUCUUCAUCUCCUUCUUCAUGGCGCUGAGGAAGAUGGCGUACUUGCCGGUGCCUAGCAUGCAGGCGGGAGGUGCACUGUGGUUUCCGGAUCUGACGGUGGCGGAUCCCUUCUACAUCCUGCCUGUGGCCGUCACGGGGACCAUGUUCUUCAUCUUGGAGCUGGGCGCCGAGUCGGGCGUGGACAACCCCAACCUGCGCGCCAUGAAGACCGUGUUCCGGAUCAUGCCGUUCGUCAUCCUCCCGCUCACCAUCAACUUCCCCACGGCCGUGUUCACCUACUGGCUCACCUCCAACUGCUUCUCGUUGGCUCAAGUGGCGCUCCUCAGACACCCGCCGAUCCGAGACAAGCUACGCAUCCCCGAGAGGAUCAAGUACCCGGCCUCUGACCUGCCGCAAAAUGACGGCUUCAUCGCCAGCAUGAAGAAAGGUUGGUCAAACGCUCAGCUGGUUCAGCAGCUGGACGAGCGAGAGAGACGCAUCAAAAAUCAUCUGGACCUCGCCGCCAAAGGUCCACUGAGGCAGACAUUUACCCACAAUCCUCUGCAGCAGAACCCUGCGCCGUCCACUAAAGACAAGAAGGCCGCAACCGAGACGAGGCCGUGGAAGGACAUCAUGGAAUAAAUUGUGUAGUGUGCAUAUUUUUGGAUAUGUUGUCACCAUGUACGUAUGCUAUUUACAUUAAACUGGAAAAGCACUUGACACAAA